Messenger RNA from Paramuricea clavata, 14014 nucleotides. NCBI's taxonomy places the organism in Eukaryota, Metazoa, Cnidaria, Anthozoa, Malacalcyonacea, Plexauridae. The record is from the annotation of a GenBank genome assembly.
AUCUCUGGGUUUGGACACAUCAGCGCAAGCAGAGAGUGAAGAAAAUGCAGAGAAUGAUGCAUCAAAACCUUCAUUCUUGUUUUUUCAUAGUUUUUCAUCAGGUAUCACUAUGAUCUUUUAUUUUCCCUGUUAUGCAGCUACAUCCACUUGUGAUCCUAAUAUUUUGUUCUUUCCCAGAUUUCCACACAAUCAGUUCAACACAAGCAAUGCUGCUUCCUGUUGGUGCUUCAUGUUCCUUGUUGUUCAUGUUUUUCUUCUUUGACAAAUUUCAAUCAAUAUUUGCUUUGUGCACAGUAGGUAUGUGUUGAAAGGUGAAAUAAAAGCCAGAUGAAACAGUGGCUCAUACUGUAUGCAUAGAAAUAUUGAUGUAUUGUGAUUUUUUUAGUUUUAGGUACGAUAGCUUUCUCAUUUCUUCUCUUGCCAUUGUGUCAGUAUAUUUUACGACCUAUUGCCAACCCUAACUGCAAGUGAGUAAAAAUUGCAAUUGUUUUAUUUAUUUAGAAUAAUAAUAAUAACAUCAAUUCAUUCAUUUAGAAUAUCAUUUUAGAAUAUCAUUUCAAUUCAUUUAGAAUAUAUUUCAAUACAUUUAGAAUAUCAUUUCAAUUCAUUUAGAAUAUCAUUUCAAUUCAUUUAGAAUAUCAUUUCAAUUCAUUUAGAAUAUCAUUUCAAUUCAUUUAGAAUAUCAUUUCAAUUCAUUUAGAAUAUCAUUUCAAUUUAUUUAGAGUAUCAUUUGGGACGUGUGGUCGUUUCACUCAGGCAGAACUUCUUGCUCUUUUUUGUUCUCUCUCUCUUGUUAUGGUGUGGAUGAUGACUGGACAUUGGAUUUUGAUGGAUGGUUUGUUAUAAUUGAUUAUAAAGUUUUGUAGCUUUGUUGGUUGUGAGUCAUCAGUAUAUAACAUUGGGGUUACAUUGUGCCCAAAUGCAGCCUCUGUAAUGCCAGAUGGGAGAGCAUUGCUUCUCAUUCAUUGGGUUAAUUAGACUAACUGCUCAUGUAUUUAGUUUAGUUCCAUUCCACCCAAAUGUGCAAAUGAUUUUACUCUGUCUAAUGUUGUUUAUGAUGUAUCAGCAGACCCCCCUCCUUGACAAAUAACAUCAUCUAGCAUUAGACAGAGUAAAAUCAUUUGCACAUUUGGGUGGAAUGGAACUAAACUAAAUACAUGAGCAGUUAGUCUAAUUAACCCAAUGAAUGAGAAGCUAUGCUCUCCCAUCUGGCAUUACAGAGGCUGCAUUUGGGCAUAAUGUAAUAUGUUGAAAUAUCUUCUAUUUUAGCAUUAGCAAUGGGACUCUGUAUAUCGAUGAUUGCAUAUCUGCGUCUUCCAAGUUUGAAAGUUUCCAUCUUACUUUUACUUGGCUUAGUUGUUUAUGAUGUAUUCUGGGUAAGACUAAAUUUCUUUUCAAAAACAUUUCAAUCUUGUAGGGCACAGUUUUACUACAUAUUAUAUCUUUCCUGUAUAGGUCUAUUUUUCAGUGUACAUAUUUAAAGAUAAUGUCAUGGUGAAAGUAGCAACUCAACCAGCAGACAAUCCAGUAUGUUGAUUCAAUCCAUUUGACGUCCUUCAUACAGUCUUUAGUUGUAAUUUCACUAUGGAAAAUUUCGAAAAUAACUGUCAAUACCCGUGCAGGAUCAAACCAUUUGGUAUUAUUUGAAUAGUACCAUUUUGUUGUAGAUAUCAUUUGUAGCUGACAAAAUAGGAUCAACAACGUAUGAAGAAGUGCCGUCAUCAAGACAUCUUUCAUUACCUGGAAAACUUGUAUUUCCAAGGUGAGAAAUAUUUGUCCUGGUUUAUCAUUGUAUAAGUUUACCCAGCUGGUGUAAACUAUUUUAUUCUUUAUUAUUAAAAUACUAAACAACAAAUGUGCUAGUUUACAAACUAUAAGUAAUCUGAUGUAUCAUUAUUCAAAUUACAAAGUUGAAAAGGCGUCUAUUGAUAAAAGUUCUUUUAAACGAACGCUAGGCAAAAUGAAAUCAUGUCCACAAUGUUGAAGAUGUCUGUGGAAGCUGUUCUUGAUCUUUAGCUAAUCAUUCUUCCACACAGUUUUUGGUCUCUUUCCUGAAUAAUGUCUUGAAUUGGCAUUUUAUUCUUUUCUAGCUACAGUGAACGAGGAAGAAUGUCGAUGUUAGGACUCGGAGAUAUUGUAAGAAUGCCUGUUUUCAAAUAUUUUUUAUUAAUUUAAAACAUUUUUUUGUGAAAACAAAUCUUGCGCUAUAUAUGCUAAUUAGGGACGCAAAGUUAAAGUAAUUGAUUAUUUAGACGUAUUUGUAGUAAUGUUUUUCGAACACUAACAUUUGUUCAUAUUCAGGUGAUGCCUGGUCUUCUUUUAUCAUUUGUAUUACGUUUUGACAACCACAAACGUCAAACGGCCACAAAUUUAAGCGAAGAAUCCAAGAUCAAAUAUUUUCACUGUUCACUUGUGGGAUAUUUUCUAGGUAAGAACGUUUCACGUGAACACGUUAUUUGUAACGUGAAGCCGACAUACUUUUGGGUGAGCACGAUUGGUUUGCUUUAUCACGCUGUGAUGUACUUGAACACGGAAGUCAGCACGAUAUCUUCACAUGACAACAUUCAGUGCAUGUGGAGCAAUAUUAGAGCAAUACGAGAUGACCCAGACCUCUAGAGGUUUACAACUGACAGAGCUAACCAGUAUAAAUAAAGUAUAAGUGUAAGCCAGUGUAAACACAGUCUUAGAUAGAUCUUAAUGUUUGAUUUAGGUUUAUUAACAGCCACUAUAGUAUCAGAAGUGUAUAAGUCAGCUCAACCUGCCUUGCUGUUCCUGGUGCCAUCAACAUUGCUACCUUUACUCGUCAUUGGAUAUUUAAAUGUAAGUGCUGCCUACAUUCUUUGCAUGUUUACUCCUCAUUUUUUACAUAACCCCAAAAUGAGAGAGUGCCGACUUCGAGCAAGUGUAUUUGAUAUACUACUUUAUACGACCUUCUUCGGGAGUUUACGAUGAUUUUCCUCACUAUUCAGGGUGACUUGAGAGAAAUGUGGUCCAACCCGUUUGGUAAUAUUGCAACCAAGCUAAAACAAAUUGAGAUUUGAUGGUGCAGAUGACCUCAGCCUUCUGACAACAACUUGUACGUUUUCAAUGGCUGAGUCUUUCAUUCACUGGCGAUUGUCAAAUGACAUCAGACAACAUAAUGGGUCGUGAAAGAUUUGCGUGGUGGCGUUUAUGGAUGAAGAAGGAAUGAGCCAAGUGGUAACAUUGUCGUCAAGUUUAUCGUAUUCUUUUUAACGGGGCAAGGUGCAACAGGGUAUUUUAGAAAGAUCAAAACUAUAUGUAGAGUAGCUAAAUUUGAGACAACUGUAAUGGCCCGGUCAAACGAGAACAAGAGUUGCAUGAGAGUUGAGUGGAUAUUAACGCGCGCGUUGCGGAAACUCUCAUCAAGUCUCUUAUCCUUGUUUGACCGAAGUAUUCUUGACUAUUUCUUUAUGUGAAUACUGUAUGAAUGUUGUGUUGAUAAUGUGUCUGUACAUAUCACUUCCUGUAAAACUCAAAAUUUACUGUAUAUAACAAAUUUUAUUGUGCAGUGUAAAAAUAUCUGAAAAAUAUUAAAAUAUUUUAAGAGAGAGUUUUGUAUCCCUUUUAUUAAAAUUAUUAAAAUCUUAUACCAAUUGAUAUUUGCAAAAUGAUUGACAAAAUUUUACCUCAUACUGCCUCCCAGACCUCCAGGCCGCGUCAUUAAUGAAAAUGCAAACAACAAAAGUGGAAGUUCAGUUUUCCGGGACGGCGGGAAGAAAACUUGGGAAAGAUAAAAGUUUUAAUUCUAAAAUGAGUUCUGAACUUGAAUUUAGCGAUAUUUGUUUACUAGUUCGAGGAUGUUUGGUAAGUUAAUGCUAUAUAUUUGUUAAAUUUGUAUUCAAUCUGUUUAUCAUUGUAUAAAACAAAAUGCUGCCAUGUUGGUGUAAACACGUGUAGUGGGUUAUAUGUUGAUAUUAAAACAGCUCGAGGAUUUUUGUAGAAAUUUCAAACCAGGAGUAGUUGCGAAAAAUGAAACUAUAUAUAGGCCCUCUAGCAAGAAUUGAACCUGCGAUUCUGAUGCAACGCUUUAAUCAACUGAGCUACAGAGUCCAGUUGACGAGCAUUAACCACAAGCUGGGGUACCAUACCUUAAUACUGGUGUCACCCAGACUAUUUUUAAGAGAAUAGUCGUGAAGUUGAAGUAAGGUAGAAAAGUGCUCAAUACUUUAAUAAGUAAAACGGACAACAUUUACAGCAUGUUUAAGUUGCGAAAAAAGAAAUGUAAAAUCUGUGACAAUGUCAUUAUUGGUGCUACCUUUAAAAGCCAUGUCGAGGGGCGGUCUUUCUGCAUUAACCAUCGCUUCGAUUGUGACUUGGAGGGUAUAGUGUGUUUGAUUAGUUGUAAAUGCUGUGGGUUACAAUAUGUAGGGAAUACUAUAACACCGUUCAGAUUGCGAUUUAAUAACCACAAGAGUGCAUUAAAUAGAUAUGGGCGUGGGCAGAGAAAUAUUUGUGGGCAACAAUUGUAUGGCCAUUUUAGGGAGGAGGGACAUUCAGGUCUAAGUGAUUUUUUAGUGCAGGUUAUUGACGUCACUGACGUUAAUAACCCACUGAGAGAGCUUUUGGAUUGAGAAACUUAGUUCUGUGCCACGUGGGUUUAAUUUGAAGGAAGAGGUUUAAUUAAUUUAUGUAUAUGUAAAUGUUAGAGUAUUUAAGCAAGAGACAGAGAUGAUAUAGCGGUUUUUCUGAAGAAGGGGCUUGCCCUCGAAACAUAAAAAUUCUUACUUUACAUUGAAGUACCUUAAAUAAAAGCUAGGGACCUUAAAUAAAAGCCUUAUGGUUUCUAGAAGGUUCCUAGUAUAGCCCUAUGUAAAUAGUUUCUAUUUUACGAUUUAUUUGUACAUAUAUAUUAAUGUAAUUUGGGUGAAUAAAAAAGAACAAAAACAAGUUUUCAUAUUUGUUUGUUGUUGAUAUUUAUAAAUGAAGAUUUUUUGCAGCUGGCUGUUGAUAUUUAUAUAUUUAUACAUUUGUACAUUUGUACAUUUGUACAUGUAAUAUAAUACAUGUUUUGACAACUGCCUUUUAAAAUUUUUAUUAUUAGUUUGCAUAUAUAUAUAAUUUGCAGACCUGGGUUAGAGCACUGUACUGGAAUCACCGGGCUGCAGGUUCCACUCCUGUCAUAGAGCCUGUUGUUGCAUUUUUCACAAUUGCUCCUAGUUAAUAGGUUUGAAAAUGGUGCGUCAACUUCCAUUCAAAACUUUCUUUGACAAAAACCCUCUUCUUUCAUUCAGAAUGGUGGCAAGUUAAAACUUCAUAAAAAUGGUGUAGUGUUCAAAAACAAUAAGACAGGAAAAGUUGAACAGUUAAAUUCCAGUGACCUUGCCUCGGUAAAAUGGAUGAAAGUUGCAUUUGGAUAUGAAGUGAAGUUUAUCCUCAACACUGGAGCGCAGUUCAAGUUUGAAGGAUUUAAAGAAUCGGUAAGAAGUUAAGCUGGUUUCAGACUUGCUGUUUUGAUAGUUUUAUCUGAUCAUCUGCAAUUUUGGCAAAGUACAAACAUGGCAUUGAGCAGCAACAAUUUCCCCUUGAGGAGUAAAGUUAUCUGCUGUUAGACAGAAACUGCGUUGGGACGCAAUGGGCUAACUGGUUAAUGCAUUGAGCACCAGUGCUAUGUCCUUGAUAAUAAAGUCGUGCUCAUUAGGGUGUAAUACAACUUAUUAAUGAUAUUUUUCAUGAUUUAAUUUUGUUGCAGGAUUUUGAUAAAAUUUCAAACUUUAUCUCAAGUAACUUCAGUACAGAGCUUGAGGAAAUUGAACUUUCUGUGAAAGGUUGGAACUGGGGCAGCACUCAGUUUACAGGUCAGACACUGAGACACAUAUUUCCAUUGCAUAUAUGAAUGAUUUUAAAUUUCCAAACAAAUGGCUUUAAUUUUUAUUUUUAUGUGUGAAAAACAGAUCAAAUAAUUGAACUAAACUUGCUUUUCGGAACUGUUUUGUUUUAGAUUCUGUACUGAGUUUUGAUGUUGACAAUAAACCUGCUUUUGAAAUUCCUUUGAAAGAUGUCUCUUCCGCUACCACAGGUAUAUGUUAAAUAGGCAGAUAUAGACCUGAGCAAAACCCUAACCACGACUGGAAGCCAUAGACAGAUUUUCUAGGGGGCUGUAGGGGGUGCAUAUCCCCACACAAUAUCUUGCACCCCUUUCAAAAGUUUAAUUCCCACGCCACCUAGAGAAAUUUGCAUACACACCCUAGAAAUUUAAAUGCUCAUUGGGUUAAAUGAAAGUACAGUAGUAUCAUUCAAAGAAGGAUUUUGAACUAAAUAAGCUAAAAAUCUUUAAAAUUUUCCUGGGCGCUUUUGCCCUCUUACAAUUACCCCCAACCCUGUCUCUACUGAUGACUGUGCACCUCGCUCUCUUUCUCUCUUCUCAAUUGCCAGCACACACACCCUCCCUCCCCCGGAGCAAAAUACUGUAUGUUUGUGCUUGAAGCAUAGAUUAGCACCGGCCGGUGCAACUUUUAUACCUGCCUAAGGUUGGGUUCAGGUGAUCUAAUCUUAUCCCUACCUAGGAAGUAGCCCAGGCUUGCCAAGUGAAAUGUCUGGUAUUAGACAAAACAAAACUCUCUGGGUUUGUUAGGCAAGAAUGAAGUAACUUUGGAAUUCCAUCAACAUGAUGAUGCAGAGAUUGCAUUGAUGGAAAUGAGAUUUUAUGUCCCUCCAAGUAACGAUGGCACUGAUGCUGACCCAGUGAAGGUGAGAUUGUAACAAACUUGCAGCAGACUUGUAGCGAUGCUGCUCCAACAACUUGUCAACAGGAUGUGUUCGCACUGGUUGUUUUCAGCUUGUUGACAAGGUUGUUGAGCUCAACAGUCUUGUUACAAGUUGUUCCAGCAACUUGUUAUCGUCCUGCAAUUAAACAAUUUGUCAACAAGUUGUGACAUGUAGCAACUUGAUUAAAUAACAGCAUUGUUGACAAGUUCGCUGCUGCGAACACAUUUUGUUGACAAGUUGUGAGAUUUUUAUGUGUAUAGAUCAGAACAUGUUUUGCUGUAUCAAGUAAGAUUAUAUAUUUUCAUUUGUGUAGACAUUUCAUGAGAAAGUUCUUGCACAAGCUGACGUCAUUCAAGCGACAGGAGAUGCAAUUGUUACUUUUGAAGAAGUUACAAUAUUAACACCAAGGUUAGAUGCUGCCUGUAUGCAGGCUGGGGGCCCCCUUUUGCCGGUCCUGCUUCUGUAUAUAUACUUCAUACAUCUUUAUUGUUUCUAGAGGACGUUAUACGACCAAGAUCUAUCCAAGUUUCUUACAACUUCAUGGCAAAACUUACGACUACAAGAUUCCUUAUACAACAAUCUUGAGAAUAUUUCUUCUACCUCACAGAGAUAAUAGAUUUGUAUUCUUUGUGGUAAGAAUGGUGGUGUUUGUGGAAACAUUAUUGUGGCAAAUUAAAUGAAGCAAUAUAUACAGUAUCAUACUGUACAUCAGAAUGAAUAUAUUAACCCAUUGAGUGCCAGUACUCCUUGAUGAGUAAAAUUGUUUGGCAUUAGACAGUGUAAAAAAAUAAAGUAGGCUGUAUUAAUUGGUGUGCAAUGUAACUCAAUGGGUUAAGUGUGUGAGAAAUGUGUUGAAUAACGAGUUUCUAGUAAAUAUCUUGUUUUGUUUAGAUCAGUACAGAUCCACCAAUUAAACAAGGCCAAACAAGAUAUCCUUUCAUUAUCUUUCGUUUUGACAAAGAUGAAGAAGUUGAGGCGAAACUUAACUUGACAGAGUAAGUGAGAAAAGUUACGGUUGCCAUUGAGUAAUUUUAAAAAGAACAAAGCAAUAAACACUCCGAAAAUAGUUAACAUUUUAAGUGGGAGAAUCCAGAGUAACAUUAAAAUAAACCGUCUGUGUCAGUGUACUGUAGGUAGUGAGAAGAAAGCCAGAAAAUUUGCAGAUUGCGAGACAUUCAACUACCUGAAUAUUACAGUAAAACCUCAACGUUUCGAGCUCUUUCAACUUCAAGAGCCUUGUAUGUUUCAGGUAGUUGAAGCCUUCUCAAUAUGCAGCUGGCCAACAUCAAAAUUUGACCAUUAGCCAAGAAAGAAUAUCUGGGUUCCCGACCCUACCUAGCUUUUGGACACUGAAAUCAGCGACACUAUCUAGCUUUUGGCCACUGAAAUCAGCGACACUGAUCUUUUUAUCUGAAGUUUGCGAAGAUCUUGGAGCAGUUUGUACACAUUCCACUGACUAUGUUUUUUUGCAUAGGGAGGAACUCACAGAAAAAUAUAAAUCAAAAUUAUCAUCUGAAAUGAAUGGUCCUAUACAUGAAGUAAUGAGCAGGCUUGUUAAAGCAGUCACAGGAAGAAAAAUUACGAUACCUGGAACUUUUAAAAGGUAUUUGCGUGAUAGAAUUUACUGCUAGUUUCACUUUUGCUCCAAUGAGCUCGUUUUCAUGCUUGCCUGUUUUAGCAUGCCGGACGCAUGUGAAGGUUGUAGCCUCGUGUAGCCUGCAAUCGGCCAAUUCUGCUUAAAAAUCGGGCAAAGGGAAACACGACGCUUCCAAAAGUUUAUGACUUGGUGGGAAAAUUUUUGUCAGCCACCCUAUUUUUUUCCUCCCGUACACCUUUGAUAUCUAUAGUGUUAUUGUUAAUUUUGAAAGGUUCCAGUCCUAGUUAUCAAGAUAUGAUGAUCUGGAAACUUAACAGAAGUCAUUGUGUGAUAAAUUUUUGUCGGAGUUUAUGUUAAUUUGUGCACAGUCACGGUGAUUAAGCUCAUUGUUUUUUUCGUAUGAUGAAGUAACUGUCCAAUAGGAAUAGCUGAGAUGAAACAUGCAACCACGAUGAAUAAUAUUUAAUGAAGUUUUUUUUAAAAUUUUCCCCAUGUACAAUAAAUUUAUGUGUAGUAUAUUUACAAUAUCUGUAGAGUGCGGGCUAGAGACCUACUAGAAAUCUUCGUAGUCUUUUUAUUUAGGUCUCUAGUUAUGCUAGUUUGUAUUAUAUUAUGUAAUAAAUUAUUUACAGUCAAUCACAAUAUUAAAGGAAUAUAUAUGUAUUUACAAGAGAGAGAGAGAGAGAGAGAAGAGAAAUUGUUCUUAUUAUAGAAGUGAAUACCAAUGUUGUAGAUGCAUUUGGGUUCUUAUAAGAAUUAGACUACAAUAUACUAUUAAUUUUGUCAAAGGAUUUGUACAGGGUGAGGCAAGGCUGCAAAUAAAUACUUGACUUGACAGGACAUUUGUCCGAUCACUUCUAAUUUUGGUCGGACAUAACUUGGAUUUGGUCGGGCAAACACGAGACAAGUAUGUCACGAGACAAGUAUGUAUAGCCAUACCGGCGCAACGUUAAGCAAAAUGCUGGAAUGCCUCGCAAAUUUUAUUACAAAAUGCAAAUUGAGUGAAUUUGCAAUCGGAUUUUGUCACAGCAAAAAAUGUAUAAUGUGACAAUUUUUUGUGUUCGGACCAAUGUCUGAUCAAAACUAAUUUUGCUCGGACAUUUGCCAAAUUUAGUCGGACAUUGUCCGAUGUCCGACAGUAAUUUGCAGCCCUGUGAGGUACAGUUCAACAUCAAACAAAGGUCUUCUAUUUUGUUGAAGUUUGCCCGGUUUCCAGACCAUCCUAUCUUGACAGACUAUGUUCCAUUAUACUAAAACAUUGUUUGUGAUUUAGUAAUGGGUCGUUCAGCAACAUAUCAUGCAGUUAUAAAGCUGGCAGCGGUUUCCUCUACCCACUAGAACGAGGCUUCAUGUUCGUCCCCAAACCUCCAGUUCAUAUUCGUUUUGAUGAAAUCUCUUGCGUCAAUUUUGCUCGUGUGCAAAGCGGGGGCGGGACGUCGAGCAGAUCUUUUGAUUUUGAAGUGGAACACAAGAAUGGCAAUGUCAUUACCUUCAGCAGUAUUGAUAAGUAAGUGACAGGAAUAUUAUGAUUAAUGCAAAUUACUGUCUUAGAUGUACUAGUGUAUUUACAAAAUGAGCUUUAUUUGCAAUAUGGCUUGUGAAACGUCUUGGUGAAAACAUUCGUAUUCUUCAAUAGUUUUAUAAUAAAUUAGGGGUGCACCGGAUUUGGAAUUUUCAAAUCCGGCCGGAACCGGAUUUACCGGAUUUGGACAAAAAUUCCGGCCGGAUUUGCCGGAUUUGAGAUAAACCGGUAAUGGGGACAAUUGGGGAUAAAUCAGUAUUCAAAAUGACGGUUUAUGUUUUUUACUAUUUUUAGUUAGUGUCAGUUUAGAUUUUUGAUUGUGUUUAAACCUUUUUUAAACAUCUUUUUGUUAAUAACUUAAUAUUUUAUAAUAAUAUAAGUGGUUUUUUAAACUUUAAAGCUGCCAAAUUGAUGGUUUAUCCCAUUCUUGGUGAAUUUUUUAUGGUGAAAACAGAAAUUUAAAUCCGGCCGGAUUUUCUCCAAAUCCGGCCGGAUGCCGGAAAAUUGGUUAAAUCAAUUCCGGCCGGAUUUGAAAUCCGGUGCACCCCUAUAAUAAAUGAAUGAUGUUUGGUGAGGAAAUUGAACUUAAAGUUUAUGUAAAUCAGCAUGAUUUCUGUAUCAGAUAUACAAAGUCCUUCACACUCGUGAUUUCUUUUGUGUUUUCUUCAUGAAUUAUUAGUAAGUCGCACAAGGUUAAUCUUUCUUCUUUGAAAGAAGAAUAUAAAGUAAAUUUUUGCAUCUGUAUUUUUUUAAUAUAGAGAAGAAUACAGCAAGUUGUUUGACUUUGUUAGCGCGAAGAACCUCAAAAUUAAGAACAAAGGAAUUAAGGCAAGCAUGUAUUCAAAUUGUUACCGUCCUUUAUACGGUCGGAUGGUGAUUUUUUCAAGCUUGUUAAAGUUCAGUAUUUAUAAGUUAAAGGUUUUAUACCACAUGCGGGGUUCAUAUCUGUGGUUUUCAGGUAUUUUAACAAAGGUUGAAAACAUCACUAUCCAUGAAGCUUCAAAUUAAUUUCAAAGAAAGUUCAAGCAGGACAUUGAAAUCAAAUUUCGUUUUGCAGAAAAAAGUGAGAACGUCGGGAGAUUACUCUGGGUCCGACGAAGAAGAACAUGACGCGUACCUGGAACAGAUGAAGGCUGAGGGAGCUGAGAGGAAUGACGAUGAUUCAGACUCUGAAGGUACGGGCAGAGAGAUACCCCAGUUCCGGUUUGGUAUCGCCAUUUUCUUUACCAUUUUUUGCUGGUGUCAGCAUGUCUACCCGUUCUAGCCGUUUCCCCACGGGUAUGGGUGUUUCUGUUCACUAUUUCUAGGGCGUCUAAGUAUUAAAAUACUUCAACAUCUUAUGUAAAUAAAUCGAUGCGCAUUUGCUCGUCAAUUUUUCCCUAAUCUAUGAUGAACCUCAACAACGAAAGUUACCAUUCUCUGGGUCGUGCCAGUUUUCAUCUCUCAUUCCAACGCUUUAAGAUAUUAUUGGGGGGGGGGGAGUUGCCCCCCUUCCCCACCCCUCUGCUUGCAUCUGACAAAAACCAUUGUCAGUUGGAAAACACCUUUCCUAAAUGAUAGCUCUGCAAAAAAUUCUAUUUCUUUUAAGAUGCUUCUGACGCGUCUUUCAAUCCUGGAGACGAAGAGGAUAAAGAAGUUAGAGAAGAGUAUGUACCAGGGCGUAUUUUUUUUUUAAAUCUAAAGCUCGCAUGAAACGAGGAUAAGAGUGUAUGAGAGUUGUCACGAGAGCUUGGUUAGCUGUUCUUAAUGCUUUCCCAACACUAUCAUGUAUUCUGUUGAAGAAAUAUUAGGUCUAAGCAAAGUAUAAAAUUCACACCCGAAAUUUCUAUCUAUACAAAACCCUUCUACAUCUUAACUAGAUAUGCUAGCGAUGUAUCACCCACGGAGAGCGAGGACGAGUCUGGCGGCUCUGGAGACGAAGGCAAGUCCAAGAAGAAAGAAAAGGGAAAAAAGAAAGUUCCCGAGGAAAAAAAGAAAGCUCGCGAAGAAAAAGCAAAGAAAGAAAAGGUGAUUUUAUUAUUUUAUUUUAUCAAAAUGCUUGGCUAAUGAGUGGGAGUGUGCUAUAAUCAUCCUUACUUGCAGCUGAGAGCUAAGCUGAACUACGAAGGACGCAGCUCAACCUUCUAGUUCUCACCGUGUGAGUUGCGCCUGAUCAUGGAGCACACGCAAGCUACGUACGUAAAACACACAUCCUGUAACAAACUGUAGCAGUCUUAGCAGCCUUAUUUAUCAACACAAUCACCUACUCAGAAUAAUGGUCCUGUCAUCUGUUGCCCAGCUAGGAACGUUAACUGAAGCCCAUUAAUUAAGCAAGAUGGGUUUCCUUCAAAUGGUCCCCGACAUUACAAAUUUUAAAGACUAAAUUUUACUGACAUUAAGUUACUACUAAUGGCCGUUUUUUUCAUUUCAGAAAGAGAAAGAAGUGAAGCCGGUGAAGUCGAGAAAGCGAGCAAAGAAAGAUCCUAACGCUCCCAAGAAAGCGCUCUCUGCGUACAUGUUGUGGUUGAAUGCAACACGAGAAGAAAUUAAGAAGGAUAAUCCUGGGAUCUCAAUCAUAGAGCUGUCUAAAAAAGCUGGAGUAUUAUGGAAAGCUAUGGAUGAUAAGACAGUAUGUUUUGUUUUGCAAAUUAAGCCUCGUUUACAUCUAUAUCAAAGUCUCUGUGAUCAUAGUAGGAAUUUUGCAAAAAAAUUGAAGUUUUGAAGAAUUGGUAAGAAAUGUUUCAGGGAACUUAUCCAUUCAUGUUUCGCUCGCUACUCUGGUUUAAAUAAAUGAUUACAAAGCCCAGUCGAAUUGUAAUCAAGACCCAACUUUUCGACACGUCACCUAUCUUUAGAUCACCCCUGAUGAAGAUACUAGACUGGAGUGUCGAAACGUUGGGUCUUGAUUACAAUUCGACUGGGCUUUGUAAUCAUUUAUUUAAACCAGAGUAGCGAGCGAAACAUGAUUGAUAUACCUGGUUGCAGUGAACGAACAAACGUUAAACUUAUUCAUUGUUUAACACUAAGUUAGUUCCUUCAAACAUUUCUUACAAAUCCUUCAAAACUUGGAAUUUACCCAUGCACAAAAUUCCUACAGUAGCCUAUUGAGGUUUUUGAAUAAAGGAAUAAAUAAAUAAAGGACGAUUUUAAUGUUGCUUUUCAGAAAUGGAACAAACUCGCGGCUGAAGCUAAAGUGAAAUAUGAAGAAGAAAUGAAGGAAUAUAAAAAAAAUAAAGUGGAUGAUGAAGCUCCUUCCAAAAGGUAAAGCAUUGUUUGGACACGUCUGUUUCUUUUCAAACUUUGGACAAAAAAUCUAUUUAUCCAAGACAAGAUUUCUGGCUAUUUAAGUUUAUAAACAAGCUGUUGGAAAUAUUGCUUUGAAAUGUUUCGUUAACCUAGGAUUAAGUUAACCUAGGAUUAAGUUAACCUAGGAUUAAGUUAACCUAGGAUUAAGUUAAUCUAGGAUUAAGUUAACCUAGGAUUAAGUUAACCUGGGAUUAAGUUAACCUGGGAUUAAGUUAACCUAGGAUUAAGUUAACCUAGGAUUAAGUUAACCGGCGGCUUUUGAACAACCGGUCCCUGGUAUAUGCAUGCACGCCAUUGCACGGUAUAUUUGGUUAGAAAUCCCAAUUUAUUUUUAUUUAUAAUUUAAUAAUCUGUCAGGACGAACUUCGCCAAAAAAAGGCAAUUUGUCCGUAGCACAGACUACGCUCUCCGUAGUUCUUUUUGACAGAGAAGAAAGUAUCAGGCAUAAUUUGCCAUGUCGGUAUAGAUCCCAUUAUUUCAUCUGUAUAGUUCGUCUUUACACGCAUAAAAUGUUUGUAGUACCAAUUAGAUCACUAUAUUUUAACAGUGUCAGUCCAAAGAAGGCAAGCAAGAAGGUGUCGUCAAAACCGCCUCAAGAGGAUCCCGGGAAAUACAAGAGUGCGGAGUUUGUUGAGACAGAUGAGAGUAGUUCUGAGGAUGACAAACCUAAAAAGAAAUUAAAACGAAACAAGAAAGAGGUGAGGUUUGAAGCUUUUAGAUUUAUUUUACCAAUCUGUUAUCGGUAUAUGCCCUAUUUAAUAUAUUGAUCCAUUUCUACCCUCCAGACACCCUCAAAAUCCCCUGCGAGUAAAAAAUCCAAGAAAGAAGAAAAAGAAUCCGAGGAGGAACAUGAAGAAUCCGGGGAAGAAUCUAUGUCGGAAUGA